AUGUCGGAAGAUGCUGCAGACGGUAUUAAUUCCCAACGUAUGGAGAUUGAUAAUGGCUUCGACUUGUCAAAUAAUGGCGAAUUAAGUGAAAAUGAGAAUUCGAUUAAUGUGUCACAAGGUGACAAAGAAUCACAAGAUAAUUUUACUUUUGAAGAAAACGAUUUAUUUCAUUUUCUUAAUUCCACUUUAGAAGGUCAGAUAGUUUUAAGGAAAUAUAAAAUUACUGGUAAUCUCGAUUAUGUCAGACUUAAAGAUUUGAUAAUUAUGAGGGAGAUAAAAAAAGAUCCUAUUAACUAUUCGUAA
Messenger RNA from Leptopilina heterotoma, 303 nucleotides. RefSeq lists its product as uncharacterized. NCBI's taxonomy places the organism in Eukaryota, Metazoa, Arthropoda, Insecta, Hymenoptera, Figitidae. The record is from RefSeq and is a predicted model, not a curated record. The coding region runs from base 1 to 303 and encodes 100 amino acids. The transcript has 2 exons.